Molecule: messenger RNA, 294 nt
Organism: Echinops telfairi (small Madagascar hedgehog)
Lineage: Eukaryota; Metazoa; Chordata; Mammalia; Afrosoricida; Tenrecidae
Product: ubiquitin-conjugating enzyme E2 variant 1-like
Exons: 2
Coding region: 1-294 (97 amino acids)
Source: RefSeq, a predicted model, not a curated record
AUGACCCCAGACAGUAUCUGGACAAUUUACAAAAACCAGAUAUACAGCCUUAAAAUAGAAUGUGGACUUAAAUACCCAGAAGCACUCCCCUUUGUAAGAUUUGUAACAAAAAUUAAUAUGAAUGGAGUUAAUAGUUCUAAUGAAGUGGUGGACCCAAGAGCCAUAUCAGUGCUAGCAAAAUGGCAGGAUUCCUACAGCAUCAAAGUUGUCCUGCAAGAGGUCCAGCCCCUAAUGAUGUCUAAAGAAAAUAUGAAACUCCCUCAGCCGCCCGAAAGACAGUGUUACAGCAAUUAA